AGUGGCAGUAAAAAAAAAAAAAAAGGAAUGAGUGUACUGUAAACCCCUGUCAGAGAGACGGUUCCCCUUCUGCCAGCGCCCAUGGACGACGCCCAGGAACAGCACAAACCACGUUAGGAACAAAUAAACCCGACGGGUGAGGCUUUGUUCCCGAGGUUCACCCCGGUGGACCGUUCACCUAUGAUGGAACGGGCGAUGGAGCAGCUCAACGUACAGCUCAACCGGCUGACCCGUUCCCUCCGCCGGGCCAGGACCGUGGAACUACCGGAAGACAAUGAGACUGCAGUGUACACACUUAUGCCAAUGGUCAUGGCUGACCAGCACAGGUCAGUGUCAGAGUUGCUGCUCAACUCCAAGUUUGAUGUGAACUACGCGUUUGGACGGGUGAAGAGAAGUCUGUUGCACAUCGCUGCCAACUGUGGGUCAGUGGAGUGUCUGGUUCUGCUGCUGAAGAGAGGAGCCAACCCAAACUACCAGGACAUCUCAGGCUGUACCCCUCUGCACCUCGCUGCUAGGAAUGGACAGAAGAAGUGUAUGGGCAAGCUAUUGGAAUAUAACGCUGAUGUCAACAUCUGCAACAAUGAGGGACUGACUGCUAUCCACUGGCUGGCAGUGAAUGGACGGACAGAGCUCCUACACGAUCUGGUCCAGCAUGUGUCCAACGUGGAUGUGGAGGACGCCAUGGGCCAGACAGCUCUACAUGUAGCCUGUCAGAACGGACACAAAACUACGGUGUUGUGCCUUCUGGACAGUGGAGCUGACAUCAACCGGCCAAACGUCUCAGGAGCCACGCCUCUUUACUUUGCUUGCAGCCACGGCCAAAGGGACACAGCACAGAUCCUGCUCUCUCGAGGUGCCAAAUACCUCGCUGACAAGAAUGGAAUCACUCCUCUGGACCUCUGCGUGCAGGGUGGGUACGGGGAGACCUGUGAGAUCCUCAUCCAGCACCACGGCAGACUGUUCCAGACCCUCAUCCAGAUGACACAGAAUGAUGACAUUAAAGAAAACAUGCUCAGGCAGGUUCUGGAGCAUGUCUCUCAGCAGAGUGACAGUCAUUACCAAAGGAUCUUAACCAGUCUUGCUGAAGUGGCCACCACUAAUGGACACAAGCUUCUCAGCCUGUCCAGCAGUUUCGAGGCUCAAAUGAAGAGUCUGCUGAGAAUCGUUCGCAUUUUCUGCCAUGUGUUCCGUCUGGGGCCGUCAUCACCUAACAACGGCAACGACAUGGGCUACAACGGCAACAAGACGCCUCGCAGCCAGGUCUUUAAGCCAUUGGAGUUGCUGUGGCACUCCCUGGACGAGUGGCUGGUGCUCAUCUCCACCGAGCUGGAGAGGAACAGGAAGAACCCAUCUUCCUCCUCCUCCAGCAGCGAGAUAGCCUCCCUGCUUCUCAAACAACGGGAGGUUGACCACUCCGGCUCCACACCAAAGCUUCCCUCCUUGCUGGACCCGCAGAUCGUCAUGGAGACAGAGGUGUACGCUGACGGGGAGGACGUCAUCUCCAUGACAGCCAACCGGCUCAGUGCUGUGAUCCAGGCCUUCUAUAUGUGCUGCUCCUGUCAGAUGCCACAAGGAAUGACGUCCCCUCGUUUCAUUGAGUUUGUCUGCAAGCAUGACAAUGUGCUCAAGUGUUUUGUAACCAGGAACCCAAAGAUCAUCUUUAACCACUUCCACUUCCUCCUGGAGUGUCCAGAGUUAAUGUCACGCUUCAUGCACAUUAUUAAAGGACAGCCCUUUAAGGAUCGCUGCGAGUGGUUCUACGAGCAUCUGCUGGCCGGCCAGCCAGACUCAGACAUGGUUCAUCGUCCGGUCAAUGAGAACGACAUCCUGCUCAUCCACAGAGACUCCAUAUUCAGGAGCAGCUGUGAGAUGGUUUCCAAGUCCACGAACGAGAAGCUCAAACAGGGCAUUGCUGUUCGCUUCCAUGGCGAGGAGGGGAUGGGUCAGGGUGUGGUUCGGGAGUGGUUCGACAUCCUGUCCAAUGAGAUCAUCAACCCAGACUAUGCUCUGUUCACUCAGUCAGCUGAUGGUACCACUUUUCAGCCCAACAGUAACUCCUCUGUGAACCCAGACCAUCUGAACUACUUCCGGUUUGCAGGUCAGAUCCUGGGUUUGGCUCUGUACCACCGACAGCUGGUGAACAUCUACUUUACGCGCUCCUUCUACAAACACAUACUGGGUAUCCCUGUGAACUACCAGGAUGUAUCGUCCAUCGAUCCAGAGUAUGCUAAGAACCUGCAGUGGAUCCUGGACAACGACAUCAGUGAUCUGGGUCUGGAGCUCACCUUCUCUGUAGAGACGGACGUGUUCGGGGCGAUGGAGGAAGUGCCACUCAAACCUGGAGGGACCAGCAUUCUGGUCACCCAGGACAACAAGGCCGAGUACGUACAGCUGGUAACGGAGCUGAGGAUGACACGAGCCAUCCAGCCUCAGAUAAACGCCUUCCUGCAAGGAUUCCACACUUUCAUCCCGCCCUCACUCAUCCAGCUUUUCGACGAAUACGAAUUGGAGCUCCUGCUGUCAGGGAUGCCAGAGAUCGAUGUGCAGGAUUGGUGCAGGAACACUGAGUACACCAGUGGCUACGACCCUCAGGAGCCAGUCAUCCAGUGGUUCUGGGAGGUGGUGAAGAGCCUGUCUCAGGAGGAACGGGUUCUUCUGCUUCAGUUUGUCACUGGAAGUUCCAGGGUUCCUCAUGGUGGCUUUGCUUUCCUGAUGGGUGGCAGCGGUUUGCAGAAGUUCACCAUUGCUGCUGUGCCAUACACCUCCAACCUACUUCCUACCUCUAGUACCUGUAUCAACAUGCUGAAACUACCAGAAUACCCAAGUCAGGAUAUCCUGAGAGACCGGCUGCUGGUAGCUCUGCAUUGUGGGAGCUACGGGUAUACCAUGGCGUAAACAUGGCAUCAGUUCCUGCUGCUGUGAGGGCCUGCACACUCAUGCAACAUUCCCGCCUCCACAGAUACUCUUUUUGUAGUCAGGCACUGCUUUUGACAAAAAGGAAAUCCACGUUCUUAUUAAUGAGCUGCUGGAGAGGCACAACAGACUAAACGGAGGCCACGGGUUCUGGAUCUCCACUCAUACCUGUGCCAGAGCUUCUACGUUUUUUUUUUUUGACCGAAGCUGGUAUCUGGUAAUUUAUGCAAAGAGUAAUUUAAUAUCUUUAAAUUCGACUAUUUUCAUGCCUACAUUUGUUUAAGAAAAAAAAAAACAGCAUUUAUAAAAUGAGCUCUCUACUUAUAAGACAGGAUAGAAUAGAAUAAAACAUAUUCAUGUAAGCUUACUGAAUGUCAUAUAUCGAUUCAGGUUAAAGAGAUUUCCAGAUA
Molecule: messenger RNA, 3323 nt
Organism: Toxotes jaculatrix (banded archerfish)
Lineage: Eukaryota; Metazoa; Chordata; Actinopteri; Toxotidae
Gene: hace1
Product: HECT domain and ankyrin repeat containing E3 ubiquitin protein ligase 1
Exons: 24
Coding region: 181-2895 (904 amino acids)
Biological process (GO): positive regulation of protein catabolic process; protein polyubiquitination; proteasome-mediated ubiquitin-dependent protein catabolic process
Cellular component (GO): nucleus
Molecular function (GO): ubiquitin-protein transferase activity; protein binding
Source: RefSeq, a predicted model, not a curated record